AUGGCCACCACUGCUGUGUAUGUCAGUGGAAAGCGCACCCAGCAGCACGAUCAUCGAUCUCUUGUCGCUGCAGAUGUCACGGUAUCGUCGAUUGAAAAUGACCGUUCCGAAAAUAUCCGUUUCCCUCGUGUCAAGCAAGAGGAAGCCGAUCCCGGUCGCCCACCACGCAUCAAACAGGAACUUGAGGACGAUGACGAGGGCGACAAUUGGCUGGAUGCUGAUGAAGACGUUCUUCAUGCUCGGCUUCGCAAGCGGGGCCUGAAACUGGAGGAUAUCCCGCUGUUUUGA
Molecule: messenger RNA, 288 nt
Organism: Cladophialophora bantiana CBS 173.52
Lineage: Eukaryota; Fungi; Ascomycota; Eurotiomycetes; Chaetothyriales; Herpotrichiellaceae
Exons: 1
Coding region: 1-288 (95 amino acids)
Source: RefSeq, a predicted model, not a curated record